This is a messenger RNA of Piliocolobus tephrosceles (Ugandan red Colobus), 621 nucleotides long. NCBI's taxonomy places the organism in Eukaryota, Metazoa, Chordata, Mammalia, Primates, Cercopithecidae. The record is from RefSeq and is a predicted model, not a curated record.
GAGAGGAUCCAGGCUGACUGGAGGAAGGAAGGGCCUUAUCUCAUCUGGGCUCAGGUUUGGGAGAGAAGGCUGCUCAGAGGAGGUGCUGCCUCAACCAGUCUUAAAGGUCGGGUAUGGGAAGGGCACCCUGGCCAAGAGAAUAGCCUGGAUAAUGGCUUAGAGGCAAUGCAGUGUGCAGAGGGCGCUUGGUUGUUCUCUCCUGAUGGCCCCGCCGGGUCUGGAGCCUCCAUCUGGCCAGCAGAGGGCGCAGAAGGACUGCCUGGGCCGCUUGGACGUGACCGCCUGGAAGUGGUUAGAGUUCCUGACAAGGUUCCCGGCCAAAACGGGUCCCGCGGCCCACUUGUGUGCAAGAUAGCAGGAAAAUGUCCGUGCUCCGAGGAGAAUGCAAAGGCUGGUGGAUGUACUGCCUUUCCUCUGCUGCUCUCUCGGCUGGGGGCAAGAAUGACAGGACGUGAACAUGCUCACAAGGGUCCGGAACUCACGACCCCCCCAGAGGCCCCCCCUACUCCUGGGCUUGCAGGAUUUGGGGCACUAGCACAGCACAGCCCACCCCUUGGGACCAGCACCCCCUCCCCAGUUCUGCUCUCUGCAGCAACAUAGUGUACAAAUAUUGUUCCUUUU